CCACCGUCUAAUUACACGAUUACUGAGUUUUAUAUAAAGUUUGGACCCUCCUCCCGCCAUUGACAGUGUCACAGUAAGAAAGAAUCUCUCAUCCUUUCCUUUGUGUUUGUGGUGUGAAAUUAGUAAUGGCUUUGGCUCUGCCAUUGCCGCCCUUGAAAUUAUUGUCCUCAGCCUUAGCAGCAGCAUCAUCAUCUCAAGAGUCAUCCUCUUCCUCUUCUCUUUCUUCCUUUAGCUACCGACCUGCUGUUAUUCUUCCAGGCUUGGGGAACAACUCUAGUGACUACAAGAAGUUGGAGGCUACUUUGAACGAGCAGUACGGCGUGCCCACCCUGGUUGCCAAGGUCUCAAGGCUUGAUUGGCUCAGAAAUGCCGCCGGUUUGGUAGACCCCAACUACUGGCGUGGAACUCUCCGUCCUCGCCCUGUCCUGGAUUGGUACUUGAAGAGAGUUGAUGAAGCUGUUCUGGAGGCUAAGGAGCUGGCUCAAGAUGCUUCACAUUGGUUUCGUUGCCAACUCAUGGUAGGAAACGGCUCUUCUUCUCUCACAGGUGGGACUUUAUCCUUGAUUGGACACUCAGCUGGAGGAUGGCUUGCUCGUGUUUACAUGGAAGAAUUUGGACUGUCUGAUAUCUCCUUGUUAUUGACUCUUGGAACCCCCCACCUUCCACCUCCCAAAGGUCUGCCAGGGGUUAUUGAUCAAACAAGGGGUCUUUUGGACUAUGUUGACAAACAUUGCUCUAAAGCCGUGUACAAUCAUCAUUUGAAAUAUGUAUGUAUUGCUGGGAGGUAUAUCCAGGGGGCUCCAUUUUUUGGCAGUUCAAUUGCAAAUGUUGAGUCUGUGAUUCCUAAUGACAAUGCUGAGGUUGCUGUUGUUAAUGAUGUCGACACAUCAGCAUCAAAUGCGACAACCUUGCGUGCUCGCCUUGUUGGCCAAGGUUACAAGCAGGUUUGUGGACAGGCAGAUAUAUGGGGUGAUGGGGUUGUGCCGGAAGUGUCAGCGCAUCUAGAAGGUGCAUAUAACAUCACCCUGGAUGGAGUUUACCACUCACCAGUUGGUUCAGAUGAUGCAUCAAGACCAUGGUACGGUUCUCCUGUCAUUGUUGAAAAAUGGAUACACUAUCUCCUCAACUAAUGAUGGAUGUGAAAGCUAUUGAAUGGGAGAUCACGAUUAUUCGUUCUUGAUCUAUGGAAGAUACUCCUACUUUUAGUGGCUUUUAACUCAUUAAGAAGCGUAGGUUGCAAUAUUCUUUUGACAUCUAGAAAAUCUUCGUCGUGUUCAGUUCAUUACGAAGUCAUGUUUUUGCUUUCUAUAGUAUUCUUUGUGAGAUUCAUUUUCUUCCAUGUGAAGAGGGAAGUAGAAAAGCCAUUUACUUUGUCUUGUGCCUCGUAAGCUUAACAAAUCCAUCCUCAGAAGAUAGUUGUGCAGCAAGUGAGAAUGUGCUUCCAAGUUGCUAUGUAUUGUAUUGCAUGACAUCAUGUUUAUGUGUCUAUCCGUUAGGUUUGUCAGUUAUUUGCAUUUUAAUGUGUCAAGAUUUCGGUUUGACUAAUGUGUAGUUAUAACUCGUUAGUAUCAGUUAUUUGUAGCUGUAUUGGAUUAUAUAAUCCAUGUACGUUUCAAAAGCAAUAUGUAGAAGAAAGUCGUGACUUUAUGUACUUGGGAGAGUGACUUCUCAAACAAUUGAUUAUGUUGAAUUUUAGUAUGUUUAUUGAGA
Molecule: messenger RNA, 1710 nt
Organism: Juglans microcarpa x Juglans regia
Lineage: Eukaryota; Viridiplantae; Streptophyta; Magnoliopsida; Fagales; Juglandaceae
Exons: 8
Coding region: 126-1130 (334 amino acids)
Cellular component (GO): chloroplast
Source: RefSeq, a predicted model, not a curated record